Cynara cardunculus var. scolymus (artichoke) is the source of this 840-nucleotide messenger RNA. RefSeq lists its product as uncharacterized. The transcript has 3 exons. The record is from RefSeq and is a predicted model, not a curated record. Lineage: Eukaryota; Viridiplantae; Streptophyta; Magnoliopsida; Asterales; Asteraceae. The coding region runs from base 68 to 634 and encodes 188 amino acids.
ACACACGAAAAACUUGUAGAAUUACAAGUUUUAUUUCUAAAUCAUAAGAAUUUUGUUCUAUAAAUCCAUGGAUUCUUCGAAUAUCUUCAAAAGUUGUUUAGUUUUUACGAUUAUUUUCACCUUCUCCGUCCAAACGACGUUAGGAAGUAUUGCGUGUGAGAAUCUGAAGAAGGAUUCGUGUGCGUUUGCGGUAUCGUCAAGCGGGAAGCGUUGUGUUCUUGAGAAGAGCGUUAGGAGGAGCGGGGAGGAGGUGUUUAUUUGUAGCACCUCACGAAUUGAUACCAAUAGGUUGACAGACUGGAUCGAAACCGACGAAUGCCUAGAGGCGUGUGGGCUUGACCGGAACGUACUAGGGAUCUCGUCCGACUCCCUUCUCGAGUCACGGUUCACGCAAAAACUUUGCUCGACUCGAUGUUACAACGGUUGCCCCAACAUUGUUGAUCUCUACUUCAAUCUUGGUAUCGGUGAAGGUGUAUAUUUGCCGAGCCUCUGCCAGGCACCAGGGGAUAACAAAAGGAGGGGGAUGAGCGAGAUCAGGAGUUCGGGCAACGUCGCACCUGGACCCGUGAUGUCUACAAGCCUUAUGGUUGAUGGUUCCCCGAACAUUGCUCCUUCUCCGGCUAGUUCCUAUUAGUCAAGCUCGAUCGUAACAUAGAACGAGCAUAGCCAGAUCUCCGAUGUACUCGUCGAGAUGUUCGAAUCUUAGCUGCUUAGUUUUGAAUAAGGAUGAAUCAUCCAAAAAUAAAGUUGUGUAAUGUCAUCAUCAUAUAUAUGCAUAUGAAAGAGUGUGAUAUCAUUGUAAGAUAGACCAUCAGACAAUUACAAGUUUUUUGAGUUUCC